GCAACUCAAAAUCCCGAUGCCACCAUGAAGCCCCAGCCACAGACAGUGCGUACCCUUGACUUCUGGGGACCAACUUGAAGACUACAAAGUCCUUAAUGGACAAUUGAUUCAAUCAAUCUGCCAACUCAAUUGAAGCUGUCCACCAAGAUGCCCCCAAAAGCUUCAAAAACUGUCGCCGCCAAACAUGAAGAACCCCGUGGCUACGAGUUUGCGGGACCGCCAGGAGCAUUUGCAAUCUCCUUCGGGCUGCCAUUGGCAGUUUACAUCGCGACUUUCCUCUGCAACGACAUAUCUGGAUGCCCAGUACCAUCUGCGCUCUCCCCAUCAACCUUGACAAUUGAGCAGCUGAAGAAAGAUGUGGGAUGGCCCGCAAACGGAAUAUGGGGGUUGGCAAGUUGGGAUGUAUCUGCGAAGGUCGUCGGAUACUAUUUGCUCAGUAUGGUACUGCAGCGGGUUCUGCCAGGAGUAGAGGCCAUGGGCACUGAGCUUGCAUCCGGCGGCAGACUAGCAUACAAGUUCAAUACGUGGUCCUCUACAAUGUUCACACUCGCCAUCUGCGCAGCUGGAACCGUGGUCCAAGGCGCCGAUUUCCCCGUCUGGACUUUCAUUUACGACAACUACACACAAAUUGUUACAGCCAACAUAAUCAUUGCAUACUCUUUGGCAACUUUCGUCUACGUACGCAGCUUCAAUGUGAAGCCUGGCAACAAGGAACUUCGUGAAUUGGCAGCAGGUGGACACUCUGGAAAUAUGCUUUAUGACUGGUUUAUUGGACGAGAACUCAACCCCCGAGUCACAAUCCCCCUCCUUGGCCAGUUCGAUAUCAAGGAGUUCUGCGAGUUACGUCCCGGCUUGAUGGGCUGGAUGGUCCUGGAUUUUACAUUCUUAGCCAACCAAUACAAGACAUACGGGUUCGUCACAGAUAGCAUGUUGCUCAUCACUUCCUUCCAGACCCUUUAUGUUUUGGACAGUUACUGGAUGGAGUCUGCCAUCCUCACUACCAUGGAUAUUACUACCGACGGCUUCGGAUUCAUGCUGGCAUUUGGUGACCUGGUCUGGGUGCCAUUCACCUACUCUCUCCAAGCUCGGUACCUUUCAGUCUACCCAUUGUCUCUGGGCGUCUAUGGCACAACUGGGGUCCUUGGCGUUCUCGGCCUUGGAUAUUACAUCUUCCGCAGCUCGAACAACGAGAAGAACCGCUUCCGAACAGACCCCAACGAUUCCAGGGUCGCCCACCUGAAGUUCCUAGAGACGAAAUCCGGAUCCAAGCUUUUGAUUUCCGGUUGGUGGGGCACAGCUCGACACAUCAACUAUUUCGGUGACUGGAUCCAGGCUUGGGCAUACUGUCUUCCAACUGGAAUUGCAGGUUAUCUUGUUCAGCACAGCUCCGUGGCUCCAGCAACUGGCCAAUCUUUUGCAGAUAAAUCAUUCGUGUUUGGCGGACCACACCUUCACACUGAGGUCUUGCAAGGUUCGGCUAGGGGAUACGGAAUGAUCUUUACAUACUUUUAUGUUGUUUAUUUUGGCAUCCUGCUGAUUCAUCGCGAGAUGAGAGACGAGGAGAAGUGUUUGAGGAAGUAUGGCGAGGACUGGAAGCGAUACACAAAGAUCGUGAAGUACAGGAUCAUACCUGGUAUCUACUAGACGAGGGCUUGGGAUAUGUAUCAUAGUAGAGGUGGCAGUCCUUCCAGACAUGAAGAAUUAGUGUAACUUUACAAUAGCGUAGCAUAACAUGGCAUUUGAAUCGCAU
This is a messenger RNA of Hyaloscypha bicolor E, 1750 nucleotides long. RefSeq names its product Delta(14)-sterol reductase-like protein. Lineage: Eukaryota; Fungi; Ascomycota; Leotiomycetes; Helotiales; Hyaloscyphaceae. The record is from RefSeq and is a predicted model, not a curated record. Gene Ontology annotation, biological process: ergosterol biosynthetic process. The transcript has 3 exons. Gene Ontology annotation, molecular function: Delta14-sterol reductase activity. Bases 148 to 1644 code for a protein of 498 amino acids. Gene Ontology annotation, cellular component: endoplasmic reticulum membrane.